AUGAAUCCUCCGAUUAUCAACUCUACUAACUCGGUCACAACUUCCACGAAAAGUACGUUUCUGAUACGGGGCAGUAUGUUUCAUUUCAUGCAUGCAUCGCUCAUUCAUAACACGCUGUAGCUAGCUUAGCUAACGGUGACGUUACUGUUAGUUAGCAUAAAUAAGGAAAGAGCUACGCUACACAUGCUGGCAAGGCUUCGAUGUCACUUUGCUAUCGAAUAAGCUUAUGUUUUAUAGCCUUGAUAUACCCGUUUUGAUAUUUGAUAACAAGCUAUUUCUCACCCAGACAAGCUAGCAUGCUGAAACUUCUCUUGACUCUCUUGCCUACCACUUAGCUAGCUAACGUUACUUGCCACUGUAGCCAACUAGCUAACUUGCUACUCUCAAUAAAUUGUAAAAAUUCAAAUAAUAGCUAGCUAGCUGAGUUUACUGAACUCCAUGAUGGAAGAUAUCCAUAUUACAGGGAUUUAAACGAGAGCUAAGUGAUAGCUAGCACGAUACUGUUGCCAAACAUUAUAGCUAUCAUUUGAGAGAUUAUAGUUAUUAUUUAUAGGGGGGUCCAGCAGCAUCAACAAGAGUUUGCAUGCAUCACACUUAAUUAAAGCCAGGAAAUAUAAACAUUAUUUGAACCUGCUACCUGGAAUUCGCUAGCUAGUACCAAUGUGUAAACCUACCCCUAUGCGCAAAAUACGUAUUGUGUUCACUGGGUAGCUUCAUGUUAGUAAGCUGGCUAAUGCCUUAACGUUGUACUGUGCUGUCUACACCUCACUUCUGCAGGGAAGAGAGAGGCCGAGCGCUCCGUUAACUGGACGGUGGAGGAGACCCAAGUGUUGCUGUGUGCCUGGAGCGACGAGCAUGUACAGAAGAGCCUGGCGGAGAACGUCCGAAACCGCCAUGUCUUCAAACACCUCUCAACCCGCAUGUGUGACCUGGGCUUCUCACGCAGCCCCCACCAGUGCCGGCUACGUGUCAAGACCCUCAAGGCCAACUACGUCAGAGCCAAGCUGCUGAGGAGCGUGGAUGACUCCCAGCCCUGCAGUUUCAGGUACUACGCUGAGAUGGAUGCUGUGCUGGGGAGAAACUGUGCAGUGGAUGGGAUGGGAGGAAGGUGCCAUAUUGGAUCUCCUGAAGGUAUAGGAGGAGGGCUCCUUUUUGGGUCUGAAGGGAUAAGAGGAGGAGGACGCCAUUUUGGAUCUCCUGAUGGGAUAGUAGGAGGACGCCAUUUUGGGUCUGUCGAUGGAAUAGGGACAGAACGCCAUUCUGGGUCUCCUGAGGGGAUAGGAGGACAGCGGUAUCUGGUCUCUGAGGUGAAGGAGGAGGAGGAGGAGGACAGAGAGGCAGAAGACACAGACGAGUAUGAUUCCAACGGCGUAGGAAUCAACGGUCGGCCGCUGGCGGUCUCGGGUGGAAGACGCCAUGAUGUUUUUCUAGACCACCUCAACGUCUAUCAUGAACCUGUUGGUAUGUAUUUGUCUGUCUGUCACACUUUCUGCUGUCAAUGCCACUGAUUAUCAUUCACAUUAUCAUUAGUAACAAAUCUUAGAUGUGUUUUUCACUGAGCUCCAAUCUCCGAUAGAAACUGAAGUACAAUACAAUACUGACUGUAACACAGUUGAUCUAGUCUUUAUACAAUUUCAAAUCAAAUGUCACAAUGUUGGGAAAAUAAAGCUGGAAUGAAUUAGAAUCAUUGUCUAGUUCAUCUCUUCACCGCAGGUCAUCCAUUGGAGGAGGACCUGAGCUCCAGAUCCCCCUCCCCACCACCACCACCACCACCACCACCCAAGCCUGCCUCCACUCUUCCUCCACCCCCAGACCCUAGUCCCGGCCUGAGCCGUGGUACCACCAUCCCCUCCACCCAGUCCGUGGAGCCUGCGUUGAAGCACCUGGCUGACUGCUUCCAGAGGCUGGUCUCAGAGUCCCGGGAGUUGAUGAUGCAGCUGGAGGGACAGAGGCAGGAGCAGGUCAGAGACAGACAUACAGUCGAUGUCGGAAGUUUACAUACACUUAGGUUGGAGUCAUUAAAACUCGUUUUUUUCAACCACUAACACAAAUUUCUUGUUAACAAACUAAAGUUUUGGCAAGUCGGUUAGGACAUCUACUUUGUGCAUGACAAAAGUAAUUUUUCCAAAAAUUGUUUACAGACAGAUUAUUUCACUUAUAAUUCACUGUAUCACAAUUCCAGUGGGUCAGAAGUUUACAUACACUAAGUUGAAUGUGCCCUUUAAACAGCUUGGAAAAUUCCAGAAAAUGAUGUCAUGGCUUUAGAAGCUUGCGAUAGGCUAAUUGACAUCAUUUGAGUCAAUUGGAGGUGUACCUGUGGAUGUAUUUCAAGGCCUACCUUCAAACUCAGUGCCUCUUUGCUUGACAUCAUGGGAAAAUCUAAAUAAAUCAGCGAAGACCUCAGAAAAAAGAUUGUAGACCUCCACAAGUCUGGUUCAUCCUUGGGAGCAAUUUCCAAACGUCUGAAGGUACCACGUUCAUCUGUACAAACAAUAGUAUGCAAGUAUAAACACCAUGGGACCACGCAGCCUUCAUACCGCUCGAGUCCUAUAUCAACAUAACCUGAAAGGCCGCUCAGCAAGGAAGAAGCCACUGCUCCAAAACCGCCUGACUACGGUUUGCAACUGCACAUGGGGACAAAGAUCGUACUUUUUGGAGAAAUGUCCUCUGGUCUGAUGAAACAAAAAUAUAACUGUUUGGCCAUAAUGACCAUCGUUAUGUUUGUAGGAAAAAGGGGUGCCUUGCAAGCCGAAGAACACCAUCCCAACCGUGAAGCACGGGGGUGGCAGCAUCAUGCUGUGGGGGUGCUUUGCUGCAGGAGGGACUGGUGCACUUCACAAAAUAGAUGGCAUCAUGAGGAAGGAAAAUUAUGUGGAUAUAUUGAAGCAACAUCAAGACAUCAGUCAGGAAGUUAAAGCUUGGUCGCAAAUGGGUCUUCCAAAUGGACAAUGACCCCAAGCAUACUUCCAAAGUUGUGGCAAAAUGGCUUAAGGACAACAAAGUCAAGGUAUUGGAGUGGCCAUCACAAAGCCCUGACCUCAAUCCUAUAGAAAAUGUGUGGGCAGAACUGAAAAAGCGUGUGCGAGCAAGGAGGCCUAUAAACCUGACUCAGUUACACCAGCUCUGUCAGGAGGAAUGGGCCAAAAUUCACCCAACUUAUUGUGGGAAGCUUGUGGAAGGCUACCCGAACCGUUCGACCCAAGUUAAACAAUUUAAAGGCAAUGCUACCAAAUACUUAUUGAGUGUAUGUAAACUUCUGACCCACUGGGAAUGUGAUUAAAUAAAUAAAAGCUGAAAUGAAUCACUCUCUACUAUUAUUCUGACAUUUCACAUUCUUAAAAUAAAGUGGUGAUCCUAACUGACCUAAGACAGGGAAUUUUGACUAGGAGUAAAUGUCAGGAAUUGUGAAAAACUGAGUUUAAAUGUAUUUGGCUAAGGUGUAUGUAAAUUUCCAACUUCAACUGUAUAUACCGUAUUCUAUUAUACUGUAUUUAUUCAAUGCCACUCCGACAUUGCUCGUCCUAAUAUUUAUAUAUUUCUUAAUUCCAUUCUUUAACUUUUAGAUUUGUGUGUUGUUGUGAAUAUUUAGAUACUACUGCACUGUUGGAGGUGUAUGUAAAGUUCCGACUUUAUAGGGAAUAGGGUGUCAUUUCGGACGCAUACAGUUCUGCCAACUGUUAAACUGGACGGCAUGUUAGCACCGUUGAGCAUACCAUUUAUCCGUUCAUGAUGAGUAUUUAGAUUCUUAUUAGAAUUUUAGACAUUCCGUCAGUCAUGGUAUUGCUUUAAAAAUCUGAAGAUUGCUCAUGGGAAGUUGACAUGGCUGCCAUAGAAUUAUAGUCAAGUAAAUCCAUCAUAAUGCUUUCGGUAGAAACCUCAAAGUCUAAACGUAUCUAUCUAUGGGGUCGUUCCACCUCAUAAUGCACCAGAAAGAGGAUUUCAACACACACCAUCUCCGAUUGUUCUAAAAUCGUUUCUGUAGGUAGAAACAGAUAGGAUUAGCAUUCCUGAAACAUUAUUUUGUUGAAAUAUAAUUUGAUCUCUGAAACAAUUAAGCUGAUUUAAUUGCACCCAAAUUGGCCAUUUUAAAUUAUAGGAUUCAUAUAAUAUUCAUUAAAUAUAGUACAUGACAUCUGAUUUGGACCAAAACAAUUUCUAACAAUGAGUAAGAUAUGAGGAUUCCAAAGAAAUGGUGAAAAGCCACCCACGGACCACCCACAUCCCAUGCCAAUCCCACCCCAACAGCCAUUGUAUAUAGUAUCAGUUCUCUGUCUGACCAGUAGUAUGGAGCUGCAGCUUGCUGUAUUGUUUCUUCAUCCUAUGUAAUGUAUUCUCAGUGAAUUUUGUUAUUUUUUAUUAUUUUUUUCCUCCCUUGUUCAGAGAAAUUAGUCAUUGAAGUUGUUAGGUUUAUGUCCCAUUCUACAUCCUGAUAUUACCAGGUUCUGACCACUAGAUGGUGCUGUUCCUAAUAUUAGGAACAGCACCAUCUAGGAACAGCAACCCCCCUCAAUGUUAAAGGGAUAGUUCACCCAAAUUACAAAAUGACAUUGGUUUCCUUACCCUGUAAGUCCACGGACAAGAUAUGACAGCAACCCAUGCUUUGAUUUUGUUUUGCCUGGCCACUGUUUAAAAUGCUAACUUUUUAGCAUUUGUGGCACAAGUCCAAUCUACAGUGGGGGAAAAAAGUAUUUGUCAGCCACCAAUUGUGCAAGUUCUCCCACUUAAAAAGAUGAGAGAGGCCUGUAAUUUUCAUCAUAGGUACACGUCAACUAUGACAGACAAAAUGAGAAGAAAAAAAAUCCAGAAAAUCACAUUGUAGGAUUUGUAAUGAAUUUAUUUGCAAAUUAUGGUGGAAAAUAAGUAUUUGGUCAAUAACAAAAGUUUCUCAAUACUUUGUUAUAUACCCUUUGUUGGCAAUUAUACAGGUCAAACGUUUUCUGUAAGUCUUCACAAGGUUUUCACACACUGUUGCUGGUAUUUUGGCCCAUUCCUCCAUGCAGAUCUCUUCUAGAGCAGUGAUGUUUUGGGGCUGUCGCUGGGCAACACAGACUUUCAACUCCCUCCAAAGAUUUUCUAUGGGGUUGAGAUCUGGAGACUGGCUAGGCCACUCCAGGACCUUGAAAUGCUUCUUACGAAGCCACUCCUUCGUUGCCCGGGCGGUGUGUUUGGGAUCAUUGUCAUGCUGAAAGACCCAGCCACGUUUCAUCUUCAAUGCCCUUGCUGAUGGAAGGAGGUUUUCACUCAAAAUCUCACGAUACAUGGCCCCAUUCAUUAUUUCCUUUACACGGAUCAGUCGUCCUGGUCUCUUUGCAGAAAAACAGCCCCAAAGCAUGAUGUUUCCACCCCCAUGCUUCACAGUAGGUAUGGUGUUCUUUGGAUGCAACUCAGCAUUCUUUGUCCUCCAAACACGACGAGUUGAGUUUUUACCAAAAAGUUCUAUUUUGGUUUCAUCUGACCAUAUGACAUUCUCCCAAUCCUCUUCUGGAUCAUCCAAAUGCACUCUAGCAAACUUCAGACGGGCCUGGACAUGUACUGGCUUAAGCAGGUGGACACGUCUGGCACUGCAGGAUUUGAGUCCCUGGCGGCGUAGUGUGUUACUGAUGGUAGGCUUUGUUACUUUGGUCCCAGCUCUCUGCAGGUCAUUCACUAGGUCCCCCCGUGUGGUUCUGGGAAUUUUUGCUCACCGUUCUUGUGAUCAUUUUGACCCCACGGGGUGAGAUCUUGCGUGGAGCUCCAGAUCGAGGGAGAUUAUCAGUGGUCUUGUAUGUCUUCCAUUUCCUAAUAAUUGCUCCCACAGUUGAUUUCUUCAAACCAAGCUGCUUACCUAUUGCAGAUUCAGUCUUCCCAGCCUGGUGCAGGUCUACAAUUUUGUUUCUGGUGUCCUUUGACAGCUCUUUGGUCUUGGCCAUAGUGGAGUUUGGAGUGUGACUGUUUGAGGUUGUGGACAGGUGUCUUUUAUACUGAUAACAAGUUCAAACAGGUGCCAUUAAUACAGGUAACGGGUGGAGGACAGAGGAGCCUCUUAAAGAAGAAGUUACAGGUCUGUGAGAGCCAGAAAUCUUGCUUGUUUGUAGGUGACCAAAUACUUAUUUUCCACCAUAAUUUGCAAAUAAAUUCAUUAAAAAUCCUACAAUGUGAUUUUCUGAAAAAUAAAAUUCUCAUUUUGUCUGUCAUAGUUGACGUGUACCUAUGAUGAAAAUUACAGGCAUCUCUCAUCUUUUUAAGUGGGAGAACUUGCACAAUUGGUGGCUGACUAAAUACUUUUUUUCCCCCACUGUAAGUCAAUGGUCCCUAUAUUAGCAUUUUCACGCUUCAUUUUCAAAGCAUCCUAAAGUAUCAAAAAUUAUAUUGUGUGACUCCAUUACAAAACAGUGGCAUGGGUUGCUGUCGUACCUUGUACGUAGUAAGGAAACCAAUAUGUCAUUUUAGGGACAUAAACCUUACAACUUCAAUGACUAAUUUCUCUGGAGAAAAAAAACCCAUCACCAAAUUCAAUGAGAAUACAUUACAUAGGAUGAAGAAACAAUACAGCAAGCUGCAGCGCCAUACUACUGGUCAGACUUUGCCUUCGGAAAGUAUUCAGACCCCUUGACUUUUUCCACAUUUUGUUACGUUACAGCCUUAUUCUAAAAUGGAUUAAAUCGUUUUGUUCCCUCAUCAAUCUACACAUAAUACCCCAUAAUGACAAAGCAAAAAACGUUUUUUAUAUAUUUUUUUGUGCAAAUGUAUUAAAAAUAAAACAUCUGAAAUAUCACAUUUACAUAUUCAGACCCUUUACUUUGUUGAAGCACCUUUGGCAGUGAUUACAGCCUCGAGUCUUCUUGGGUAUGACACUACAAGCUUGACACACCUGUAUUUGAGGAGUUUCUCCCAUUCUUCUCUGCAGAUCCUCUCAAGCUCUGUCAGGUUGGAUGGGGAGCAUCGCUGCAUAGCUAUUUUCAGGUCUCUCCAGAGAUGUUUGAUCGGGUUCAAGCCCGGGCUCUGGCUGGGCCACUCAAGGACAUUCAGAGACUUGUCCCGAAGCCACUCCUGCGUUGUCUUGGCUGUGUGCUUAGGGUCGUUGUCCUGUUGGAAGGUGAACCUUCGCCCCAGUCUGAGGUCCUGAGCACUCUGGAGCCGGUUUUCAUCUAGGAUUUCUCUGUACUUCGCUCCAUUCCUCUUUCUCUCAAUCCUGACUAGUCUCCCAGUCCCUACCGCUGAAAAACAUCCCCACAACAUGAUGCUGCCACCACCAUGCUUCACCAUAGGGAUGGUGCCAUGUUUCCUCCAGAUGUGAUGCUUGGCAUUCAGGCCAAAGAGUUCAAUCUUGGUUUCAUCAGACCAAAGAAUCUUGUUUCUCAUGGUCUGAGAGUCCUUUAGGUGCCUUUUGGCAAACUCCAAGCGGGCCUUUUACUGAGGAGUGGCUUUCGUCUGGCCACUCUACCAUAAAGUCCUGAUUGGUGGAGUGCUGCAGAGAUGGUUGUCCUUCUGGAAGGUUCUCCCAUCUCCACAGAGGAACUCUGGAGCUCUGUCAGAGUGACCAUCAGGUUCUUGGUCACCUCCCUGACCAAGGCCCUUCUCCCUCGAUUGCUCAGUUGGUCCAGGCGGCCAGCUCUAGGAAGUGUAUGGUGGUUCCAAACUUCUUCCAUUUAAGAAUGAUGGCGGCCCCGGUGUUCUUGGGGACCUUCAAUGCUGCAGAAAUGUUUUGGUACCCUUUCCCAGAUCUGUGCCUCGACACAAUCCUGUCUCUGAGCUCUAUGGACAAUUCCUUCAAACUCAUGGCUUGGUUUUUGCUCUGACAUGCACUGUCAACUGUGGGACCUAAUGUAGACAGGUGUGUGCCUUUUCAUAAUCAUGUCCAAUCAAUUUAAUUUACCACAGGUGGACUCCAAUCAAGUUGUAGAAACAUCUCAAGGGUGAUCAAUGGAAACAGGAUGCACCUGAGCUCAAUUUCAAGUCUCAUAGAAAAGGGUCUGAAUACUUACGUAAAUAAGAUAUUUCAGUUUUUUUAUUUUUAAUACAUUUGCAAAAAUUUCAAAACCUGUUUUCACUUUGUCAUUAUGGGGUAUUGUAUAUAGAUUGAGGGAAAAAAUAUUUAUUGAAUAUUAUAUUAUAUGAAUCCUAGAAUUUAAAUGGCCUGUUUGGGUACAAUCAAUUAACUUAAUUUCUCAGAGAUCAAAUUAGAUUUUAAUAAAAUAAUGUUGCAGGAAUGCUAAUCUUACCUGUUUCUAACUACAAAAAACGAUUUCAGAACAAUCUGAGAUGGUGUGUGUCAUGGCUUACUGAAAUGACCUGGAACGACCCUGUUUGUGUGUGUGUCUAUCUCAGGUUCGCUGGCAGCAGGAGCUCCUGUCUCAGUGGCUGGAGAGAGAGGAGAGGAGGCAAAGGGAGGCGGCAGACAGGGAGGACCGGAGAGAGAGGGCUCGGAUGGAGCAUGAGGUCAGGGUACUGCAGCUCCUCACUGGACUGGCCCAGAACCAGCAGAGGAAUCAGACCUAUCACAGCUGCUGCCACCAAUGUAGUAGGACGGGUUGGUUCCGGGGCCUCGGCCACUACCAGACAAGAUAA
This is a messenger RNA of Coregonus sp. 'balchen', 8547 nucleotides long. NCBI's taxonomy places the organism in Eukaryota, Metazoa, Chordata, Actinopteri, Salmoniformes, Salmonidae. The record is from the annotation of a GenBank genome assembly.